GAAAAUUGCUUUCACAUCAGCCAGGAAAAUGGACAGUCUAGUACUGGCUGGAAUUUUGAUGGUACCACUCUUAAUUUUGGGAAUGUUUGGCAAUUUACACUUGGUUUAUGCUACCUGGAAAUUUAAGCAGUUACAGCAUCGCAACGGCAUUCUGGUCGCGAUUAUUGCUUCCCUUGAUUUCGUGGGUUUUUCGAAUAUAAACUAAAA
This is a messenger RNA of Gongylonema pulchrum, 207 nucleotides long. The record is from the annotation of a GenBank genome assembly. NCBI's taxonomy places the organism in Eukaryota, Metazoa, Nematoda, Chromadorea, Rhabditida, Gongylonematidae.